UAGCCAUAUAUAUGAAGUCAAUGCAAGGAAUAACACGCUGACUAACAGAUGUCGGCAACCGGGGCGAAUUGAGUUCCGUGAUCCGGCUAGUGUGGAGGAAGCACCUGACAGGAGCUGCGGGAAGGAGGUGCUUGGCGAGAUAUUCAUCACUCCGGGUUCGAUGAUACGUGAAGUCAUCUAUGCCAACACCGAAAAACCCGUCGAUGAGUGUCAGAAGAUAUUCGGAAGAUGGGCAAGAAACCCCAUCGGUAACCUUCUCUCGUCGCCUCACCUAUCUACCUAAACGCUCCCAGUCCGAAUAUUAAGCACAAACGCCUUAAGUAUGAAUCUAGAAGACGUCGAGGAGGGCCGCGCGGCCUCGGAGAGCCUCGACCCGUACCAGCAAACGCACAAUUUACUUCGACACAUCGCCCGCAGCUUCAUCGGUCGAUGGAACCAUCACGGUUCCGCCCAGCCGCACUCUGCCCCUAACUCUUUUCUCUCAGACGUCCCACGAACCUCCCCCGAGCGGCUCGCGCGCGCGGCCGUCGGCACGCCCGACAGCAACUCCGAGCUCACUGUCCUGUACUUGGCGUACGGCUCAAACCUGUCGUCCUCGACCUUCCUCCGCUUCCGCGGCAUCCGGCCCAUCAGCCAGGUCAACGUGUCGGCGCCCGGCCUCGACCUGUCCUUCGACCUGCCGGGCCUGCCGUAUUGGGAGCCGUGCUUCGCCAACGUCGUCCCGCGCAAGCUGCCCAAGCCGCCGCUCCCGAUCCCGGGCGACCCGCCGAAGCUGCCCCUCCCCCCCGCUCCCCCUGCUCGCCCCUCUCCCCCUUCUCUUCCCGGCAACCUGCCGCACGUACAUCCGCCGCUCCCGCACACAGGCGUCGGCUGGGCUGGAGACGGGGGGGAGGUCCAGGGCGGAAGACAGCCCCCAUCGACACUGCUCCCGGCGCUCCCGCCGGCGCCCCCGGUGUGGCACAAGGGCCUGUACGGCGUCGUGUACGAGGUCACGGCGGCCGAUUACGCGACCAUCAUGCGCACGGAGGGCGGCGGGGCCGCGUACCUCGACGUGCUGACGCCGUGCAUCGCGCUGCCGCCGGCGCUCCGCAUUCCCGAGAAGCCGCCGAUCCCGGAGCCGCCGGCGCCGCCCUUCGUCGCGCACACGCUCCUCGCGCCGCGUCUGCCCGCGCCACCCGACGACGACGACGACGACGGCCGCGGCGCCUCUCGCCGCAGCUGGUGGACCCGGCUCCUGCUCCCCAUCCGGCGCCCCGACCCGGACUACGCGCAGCCUAGCCCGCGAUACCUCGGCCACAUCCGCGACGGCGCCCGCGAGCACUGCCUCCCCGACGACUACCAGGCGCACCUCGCGCGGCUGGCCGCCUACGCCGCCACGACGCGCCGCCAGCGGCUCGGGCGCUGGCUGCUGCUGCUCGCCGUCGCCCCGCCCGUCGCCCUGCUGCUCGCGCUCGGCGCCCUGCUGGCCGACGGCGCCGGCACCGUGCCCCGCUGGCUCGCCGCCGCCGAGACCGUCCUGCUCAACCUCGUGUGGAUCGUGUACGACCGGCUUUUCAAGCAGUCAUUUGGCGACGGGGAGCACACGAUAGACGACGAAGACGGCGGCGGCGACGGCGCGGGGCAGCGGGGGACGAGGGCCUGGAGACGGAGCGAUAUCGUGGGUGCUGGGAGUGCGAGGGGCAGCGAGAAGAGCGCGCUGCUGGCCGAUUGGUAGAAUUAUACGGAAUCACUACGAGAGCAGCAAUGUUUACGCGGGAAUUCAGAUAACAGCAGGGAGGUAAAUUCACGAGUAUCUCUUUUUCGGGCAUAGGAUAUCACAUCAUGUUCACUUUGUCUGUUUACGUAGCCUAUUACUUUACCGCUUCUGGUCCUCCCACCCCCUU
Durotheca rogersii is the source of this 1883-nucleotide messenger RNA. RefSeq lists its product as uncharacterized. The coding region runs from base 323 to 1714 and encodes 463 amino acids. Lineage: Eukaryota; Fungi; Ascomycota; Sordariomycetes; Xylariales; Xylariaceae. Gene Ontology annotation, molecular function: gamma-glutamylcyclotransferase activity. The record is from RefSeq and is a predicted model, not a curated record. The transcript has a single exon.